Messenger RNA from Aspergillus campestris IBT 28561, 1269 nucleotides. RefSeq names its product Thioesterase/thiol ester dehydrase-isomerase. Bases 94 to 1200 code for a protein of 368 amino acids. Gene Ontology annotation, molecular function: fatty acyl-CoA hydrolase activity. The record is from RefSeq and is a predicted model, not a curated record. The transcript has 4 exons. Lineage: Eukaryota; Fungi; Ascomycota; Eurotiomycetes; Eurotiales; Aspergillaceae. Gene Ontology annotation, cellular component: peroxisomal matrix. Gene Ontology annotation, biological process: acyl-CoA metabolic process; fatty acid catabolic process.
UGCCCUUAGAUCUACACUUUGCUGUAUAUUCAUUCUUUUAUUUUGCUUUGCUUAUCGUAUCGCGCUUGUCUUUUGAUUUGUAGACCUCCCUCCAUGGCGAACCGAGUGACCCUGUUUGAGCCCCCGCCACUGGAUGCCUCCAGGGCGCCGAUCGAAAAUGUUCUGGACCUGACGCCGGUAGUCGAUAUUGGGCCGGAUGUCUUCACGAACACCCGUCCCCUCUGGCACCCCCCCGGUGCGCGGGGUAUAUACGGUGGCGCGGCCAUCGCGCAAUCACUUGCCGCGGCAAUGCGCACGGUGCCCACCGAUUUCGCCGUCCACAGCAUGCACUGCUACUUUGUCCUCGCGGGCGACUCCGAGAUCCCGAUUUUAUACCACGUCGAACGAGUGCGCGAUGGAAGAAGCUUCAUCACCCGGACCGUCCAAGCGCGCCAACGCGGCCGUCCCAUCUUCACCACCACCCUGAGUUUCAGCAAGGCCAACAGCGGAGGAAAGAAGACCCUCCAACAUGCGGCCCCGAUGCCCGAUGUUGAGCUUCCGAAGGAGCCUACACCGGGGUUGAGGGGAACUUUCGACCAGUCGGCUGCUGGUGGUCCUUUCGAGUCGAAAAAGGCCGGCAUCGUGAACCGAACCUCCACCAACGCCGAAGAAAAGAAGAUUCGCCGCUUUUUGCGAGCCCGGGGGAAGAUCUCUGAGACGGGCGGCCACCAGGCGAAUCUCUCCGCGCUCGCGUACAUCACCGACAGCUUCUUCAUCGGCACCGUCACCCGCGUGCACGACAUCCCCCGGUUUACCUCGCCGCAGGAACUCGAGCGGGCGUUGAAUGCGCUGAAGAACCCGUCUGACCUGGACGACGAGGACAUUGCGCGCGCGCUCAAGGAGCUCAAGGAGGAGGAGACGCUGGAACUCCGCCGUCGGCUCGAGGGGGCCCUGAGCAAGGUGACGGCGGAGAAGAACAAUGCCGACCGCAAGGAGGUCGGCAUGAUGGUCAGUCUGGACCACUCGAUCUACUUUCACAACCCGUGGGCGUUCCGCGCGGACGAGUGGAUGCUCACCGAGAUGGAGAGCCCGUGGGCUGGUGAAGGUCGUGGUCUGGUGCUGCAGAAGAUUUGGUCUAAGGAUGGGGUGUUGAUCGCCACAUGCACGCAAGAGGGUGUUGUGAGGUUAAAGCAGGAUGAGAAGCCUCGCUCAAAGAUCUAGCAGUACUUGUCUGUCUUAGAUCUCGUUUCUUUCCUUUCUUUUUACAUUCCGUUAUAGAGCUCUUUGCAC